Molecule: messenger RNA, 555 nt
Organism: Adelges cooleyi (spruce gall adelgid)
Lineage: Eukaryota; Metazoa; Arthropoda; Insecta; Hemiptera; Adelgidae
Exons: 1
Coding region: 1-555 (184 amino acids)
Source: RefSeq, a predicted model, not a curated record
AUGCAAAUAAAUCAAUUACCCAAUCGUCCAUUAUUUGAGCAUCAAUCGAAUUAUGCUUUAAAUGUGAUUAAAGAGUUUAACAUGCAUGAGGCAAAGGAGUUGUCUAUACCUAUUGAUAAAAUGAAUUCAAUUGACCAAGAUAAAGAAUUAAAACAAACGGGUGAUCAAAUUCCAUACCGACAAGCGGUCGGGUGCUUAUUGUUUUUAUCAACAGUAACGAGACCAGAUGCAGCAUAUGCUGUUAGCUAUGUUGGUCGUUUUUUAUCAGAGCCAAAACAAGUACAUUGGAGCAUGGUAAAACCUAAUUUGCGCUAUUUAAAACGAACCAAUAAUUAUGGGUUAUGUUUGGAUAGUACUAAACAGUUGUGUAUGGAAAUUUUUAGUGAUGCGGAAUUUGCAAAUUGUGUCCAAACUAAGAGGUCAACAUCAGGAUAUGUAUUUAGACAUCAAUCAACUAUCAUUUCUUGGACAUCACAUCGACAACAAACGGUAGCCUUAUCAACCACAGAAUCGGAGUACAUAGCUGCUUGUGAAGCGAUUAAGUCAAUGAUAUAG